GGUGGAUGCUUGGCGCAGCAGCCUCUGCUCCCUUCCUGACUCGGUGAAGCUGACAGCCGCCGUCGUGCAGGACCAGAGAGCUUUUGGCGGUUGGAGUCAUGUCGGCAGCUGCUCAGGGGACCAGCAGAGCGGCCCACGGUGACGUGGGCCCGAAAAAGAAGAGAGGACCGGGCGCCCUGGCCACGGCCUACCUGGUUAUUUACAAUGUUGUUAUGACAGCCGGAUGGCUGGUGAUCGCGGUGGGUCUGGUUAGAGCUUACCUGGCCAGAGGAAGCUACCACGGCCUUUAUUACUCUAUAGAGAAACCGCUGAAGUUCUUUCAGACAGGAGCUCUUCUGGAGAUCCUGCACUGUGCUGUAGGAAUCGUGCCGUCCUCUGUGGUCCUGACGGGGUUCCAGGUCAUGUCUCGGGUCUUUCUCACUUGGGCCGUCACUCACAGCGUCAGAGAGGUGCAAAGUGAGGACAGUGUGCUGCUGUUCGUCACAGCCUGGACCGUCACAGAGAUCAUCCGCUACUCUUUCUACACCUUCAGCCUUCUCAAUCAUCUGCCGUACCUCAUCAAAUGGGCAAGGUACACCUUCUUCAUCGUUCUGUAUCCGAUGGGAGUGAGCGGAGAACUGCUGACCAUCUAUGCAGCUCUGCCGUACGUGCAGAAGACGGGCCUGUACUCCGUCACCCUCCCCAACAAGUACAACUUCUCCUUCGACUACUACACCUUCCUCAUCCUCGUCAUGAUCUCUUACAUUCCCCUCUUUCCCCAGCUGUACUUCCACAUGAUGCGGCAGAGGAAGAAGGUGCUGGGCCACACAGACGACUACAGCAAGGUGGAGUGAGCUGCGCGGCGCUCCGAUCGGCUCACACGAGAGGAAAGCAACCAAAACAUCCCAUAAUGAACAAAUCCGUGUUUUUAGUUUUCAAACUGCCAAAACACACCCCCACCAGCCCCUCUCCACCCUGUAGAUCAUCCUAUCAUCCACCCACACCAUUUUAAUCGUUCAAAUUUUUACAGCAAUUUAAGGGAGUCAUACAGACAUUCUGGAUAAACCUUUGGUUUUUUUGCAUAUUUAUAACAAAUUGUGAUUACCUUGAAGCUUAAAGAAAUGAUGAGCUGCUCUGUGAGCAUUGAGCAGAGCUAAUCUAAACAGAAGGAUACACUAAUUGACCUUUGACCUCCUGAUUAACGACACUGAAAUGGAGAGUUGAUUCAGAUUCUCACCUCCCACUGACGUUUAUUUGUUCAUUUAUUUUCUUUGAUCGCCUUCUGCUUUGCUUUAUGCUGCCGUAACAUAGAAAGAAUAAGUUGGAGCCUAACACUGAACGUUGGUGUCUGUAGGUUUUGCGUCCUUUGUACAAAUUGAUUUGAUGAUUUCCACUUUAUGUAAUUUAUUGAAAAGUUUGGCUACAUUCCACAUUUAGCUCAAUAAACCUUUUUUUUCCAUCCCAUGCCUGCAUGCUUGUUUUUAUAAUUAUUAUUUUAACUUUGUGGCUGUUUGUGUUGUGCUCGUUUGGCUUACGUUAGACUACAGUGUCUUGCUGAAGUACAAGCUUUGAGCCAAGGAGAAAUCUUUUCUACACAUUUUGGGAUGAUUUCAUGCGAUGGAUCACCACACGGCUGGCCAUAAUUGUGAUGCAGGAGUAAUGUAUGAUUUGUUUUUUGAUUUUUUUAAUUGUGCAAUGUAUAUUUUGGAGAACCACGUCCUCCCACAAUUAUCAACCAAAACUUUCUUCUCGCCAUUUCUAUGUAAUUUUCACAUUUAUGGCACAAAAUCUCGUUAAAAUACUCUGAAAUGUGCGGCUGUCACGUGGCGUCAUCUGAAAAGGCUGAAGGGGCUCGAAUACUUUUGCAAUGCACUAUGUAGUGAUUCUUUUGUCUGCUCUUUCCACCAUGAAUGGCGUCUUGCAUGAUCUGAUUGUUUCUUUGGUUUAUGUUCAAAAACCUUGUGUUACUGGAUGCAUCCAUCUUUGUUUCCACAUUUCCCUUCUGUUCAAAGUGAUAUUUUGGACUGAACUUCUUGUUUUGUAGAUUUUCACCAUAUUGUUUCCUUUUACUGAAGAAGAAGAACUAGUGGUGGUACAGUUUGGCAUAAAAACAACUGAUAGCACAACAUGCUGUAGCAAAAAGUGUUUAAAAAUAAGAUGAGCUUUGAUUAUGUAAGACAAUUGUAGCCUAAAUAAGUGUUGGAUGUUUAAAUUUGUUGACUUCAAUUUAGAAAAAAAAAGAUGACAGAAUUGCUUUGCUUCAAAUGUGGUUAAAUAUUGAGGUGUGUGAGCUGAAGUAAUAUUCUCAAGUGAAGAGCUUGUGCUUGUGGGUGAUUUAUGUCUUGAUUUUUUAUUUUUAUUUAUUUUUUUAUCUUUCUCUUUUCUGUGAGCUGAAACUGUCACUUUAUGAGCUAACAAAAAGACUUCAAACUUUCUACCUUUCUGCUAUAUUUUGUUUUAUUUUUGUAAGACUAAGGUACAGACCUCUGACACUUAUUCUGAUAUCGAGCCACGUAAAUGUCUGGAACUUGGAGUAGGACAUCUGAAGGUUAGAGUUUUAGUUUUCCUCAAACAUGACGUCCAUCAUGCAGCGAAUCACAAAAUGGUUUGCAACCGUUUUGUUGUUUUUUUUUUUUAAUGAAAACAUCAUUUGUCAGUGGUGUCACUCUACUGACCACGCUGUUUGUAGCUUCUAUGUUUCCAUCUCUGAGAAGGAAGCUGCAGGAAACACUGCACUGUGUGGAUUUCACACUAUGAUGGAAAAGCUGUUUUUUCGACGUCUAUUGAUUUUUCUGUGAUAAAACGACAAAGUGGUGCAUAAUUUCAAAGUGGGAAGAAAACAUCAAUAUUUUUAAAUAAAGAAAAAAAAAAGAAGUGAGAAGUGUAACCUGCUAGACUUUACAUAGACCAGUGGUGAAAGAGGCUGAAUACACUUAUUUUGAUAUUUUUUGUUUUUUUGCUGUAUUCUUUUUCGAACGUUGUCGUUUUUCUUCUGCUUCACAACCAAGCACUACUUUGUGCACCUCUGUCGCAUCAAAUCUGAAAACGCGUUUCAGAUUUGAUGCAGUAGCAGUAACUGGGUGGGAAUGCUUUUCCAAAGCACCGACUGCUUCCCUUCACUGAGGAAUCCGUUGAUGUUUUCGAACAAAGCCGACACCUUCAAGUUGAGAUCGAUGUUUAUUUCAUUUCCUUUGACGCUGAUCUCUCUCUCCAGAACAGCGGUGUCAAACUCAUUUUUGUUUGGGCCAAAUCAAGGUCAUGAGUGCUCUUAAAGGGCCGGUUACGCCAGAGCGUACUGAUAAAACCUGAUCACAAACUGUUGAUCAGGUUUUUAUCAAUAAAUUCUGAAAAUCAAGAAUCAUCUUUUUGGCCCCUCCAGGAUUUUGUGAUUCUUAUGUUUUUUGCAAUAAAAAUUAGUGGUACUAAUUUGAAAACAUUUGUGAUAUUUACACUUAUUUAUGAUGGUAAAUGUGACAUUUUAUCACUCGUUGUGUAGCUCAUGGACUAUGAUCUGACAUUAAUUAGAGCUGAGGCAGCUGUUUCGUACAAGUAAGAAAAUUUGACAAUUUUGGAGAAAAAUUUGCAAUAAACUCCCAAUUAUGUAUUAGCGCAUAAAAAUGCGGGGAUUUGUUGAUUUUGCGUGAACUUCCACGUUAAUUCUCAAGAAACUGGAGGGACUGAUGUAAUUUGGGACUAAACAGAUAACUGCAUUGAUUUGAUUGAAAAAAUAAUUAUUAAGCACACUUAAAUGCUUAGUCUGCAUUCUUGAGGGCCACUUAAAAGCUACGGCGGGCCAGAUUUGGCCCACGGGCCUUGAGUUUGACACCUGUGCUCUGGAAAACCAACAUUUCCUGCACUGCAUUCAGAUCUCCUUUGUGGUCGUGUCGAAGCAAUUGGCUGUUGCUCCCAUUCUCCUUCAUCGACGGUUGAGCAUGAUUUGACCUCGCUUGUUGGAAGUACUCGGCACAACACAACUGAAAACUGCAUGAAAGCGGUGAUGUAGACGCCUCGAAUGAUGACUUUUUCUCACAACCCAAGCGGAAACAAGCAAAAAAAAAAGAAAA
Messenger RNA from Poeciliopsis prolifica (blackstripe livebearer), 4043 nucleotides. It is a transcript of the gene hacd2, whose product is annotated as 3-hydroxyacyl-CoA dehydratase 2. Gene Ontology annotation, biological process: fatty acid elongation; very long-chain fatty acid biosynthetic process; sphingolipid biosynthetic process. The coding region runs from base 99 to 833 and encodes 244 amino acids. Gene Ontology annotation, molecular function: 3-hydroxyacyl-CoA dehydratase activity. The transcript has 7 exons. The record is from RefSeq and is a predicted model, not a curated record. Gene Ontology annotation, cellular component: endoplasmic reticulum membrane. NCBI's taxonomy places the organism in Eukaryota, Metazoa, Chordata, Actinopteri, Cyprinodontiformes, Poeciliidae.